Molecule: messenger RNA, 2790 nt
Organism: Physella acuta
Lineage: Eukaryota; Metazoa; Mollusca; Gastropoda; Physidae
Product: coiled-coil domain-containing protein 105
Source: RefSeq, a predicted model, not a curated record
UGUAUCCAAGGCAACGGUGGAUGGCGCUUGGGUUUUCUGUGUGUUCUUUACAGAAGGACUCUAGCUUAAAGGGGCUUCAGCCUUCUACGCUCUUUAAGCUUUGAUUUAAACGAACAUUUCUAGGUCUUAAUACAUUCUAAGAAGCAAAAUGUCCACGGCAGUUAAAGCUCCAACCACAAUAGGCCCAGAAUCAUGGAAAAACAGAUCGCUAAGAGGUUUGAAAUUAGGACAGACGGUUAUCGCAAACAGCGACAGAAAUUGUGACAUAGGUCGAUCAACCGACAAUCUACCCCACUUAAGAGACGUACUUGCUACCCUCAGCAACGAUGAAAUUAGGAAAUAUAUGAGAGAAGUGAGAGUUGUUGUGGCCAAGCUGAGAGAGAGUCUGCUCGAGACAAACGAGGAAAUAAAAGCCCUGACAAGAGGAAAAGAAGCUUUGGAGCGUUCAUUAGAGCACACACGUAAAGAUAUACAACUCAACAAAGAUUCCAAAUUCAUAAGGAUAACUAGGCCGCCCGUUGAAAAGGAACGUGAUGGUGCUGACGACCUUCUUGAAGCUGAAUAUUCUCAUCUGUUGAACUGUAAAAAGAAUUUAGAACUUCAGCUAAAAUCUGUUCAGCAAGAGUUACAGUGUCUUGAAAGUAUCCGAAAGAGAACUUUUGCAAAUUUACAAGAAAGGUCAAGAGUUCUGGACAUAUUAUGCCAUUCUUUGUCAGCUGUGUUGCGUCCUGAAAAAGAUAUUCUUUUUUUGAAGCCAAACCGUAGUCAAGUAGAAGGCAGAUUGUCUAUGGUUGACCCUGGGAAGAUGGGAUCAGACAAAGCUGAUCCACUUGGACCCUAUACACCUGAAGUAGAUUCUUUACUGGGAGAAGCAACUGAUGUUCGUAAUCAUUCAGCUUACCUACGACAUGAAUUAAGGUCCACAAUUGAUAGAGUUGAUAAACUUAAGAAAGCCGCCCACAAGUCAGUUAACGAUGGACUCACACAGAAAGUUGCAGAAACUAUCACAUUAAAGCAACAUAUAAAUCUUGGUUUGGGAGAAAACAGACAUGCCUUACACAGAGCACAGCGUUGGUAUGAUUCUACAGAAAGAGCUUUUGGAUAUACUCAAGGUCCUGAACAAUACUCAGACCUCAAAACUUGUGAACACCUGGACCGUCCUCUGGUCACAGUAUUCCAGAGACAUCCUGGAACGCAACUCCCUGAGGCUAGAGAAAUAGUCAAAGCAGGUGAUGGUCUCCUGCAGUCCCUUACAGCCACAAGUAGAAAUAUUGGUAUGUUACGAAUUGCUGAAAGAAAAUUAAAAGAUGACAAGCGCAGCAAAAGUGCAGCUGCUGGUAUUGAUAGCAGUGUUAUCCGCAUGAGGCGCAGCAAACAGGACCACCGCUGGUGUCUUGGGACUGCUUUUUAAUUUUCAUCUUCAAUUGUGUAAAUGUAGACUUCUUUUGCUUUUAAAUGAAAUUUUCAAUGUUCUAAAAAUUCAAUCUAUAUUAACUUCUAAAAAUGCUUUCUAACAGGAAAUAAUUCUGCACAAACAAUUAAAAUAUACUGCAAAACUAUUAAGAAUGUGUAAAUAUUUGCAUAUUUUCACCUUUGUAUAUACUUUUCUCUGUUAAGCCUAAUAUUUUUACCUGAUGAUCUAGUCUUUGUAGGAAACACUGUGAUCUGUACUAAAGAUUUCUUGUGGCCAAAUACCUUUCUCCAUAGUUACAAAAAAAGUAAAAAAAAAAGAACUGAAACAAAUUGAAAAAAAGAUGUAUUUAAUUAUUCAAUUUUGGGACACUAAAAUUAAGUUUCUUGAUUAAUGUUGAAUCCACCAUUUUACCCUGUGAAAAGCUUCCUGAUUUCCAUUUUUGUUCAAAAUAUCCUUGUUUUUCUAAGAUUUUCAAGUAGUAAAAAUCUUUGGACUGCUGUCUCUCUAAGUAAAUAAAAGCAGUAUUUUAUAAUUCCAGCAUUAAAAAGAUAUUCUGUGAUUUAAUCUGCUUUUGCAGAACUCAUUUUGAUUUACGUAUUACCUUUACUUCAGCAUUAUGUACCUUUAUAAUUUAUUAAUAAAAUCUUGUUUAACUUUUUCAUCUGAAGUGGAAAAAUGCAGUUUUUCUCAAAGCAAAUUUUGGUUUGAAACUUGUUUUUGUUUGUCUAUCCAUUAAAUCUAAUAGGGUAAUUAAUAUAGUAGAGCUUUCAACGUGUGAAAUUAAUCUGUUGCUUAUAAUUUGUUGUGCUACUGUAUGCUGAACAUUCAUUACAUUUUAGGUGCUAUUUUUGCUUCUACUAUCAAUGUGCAACAUACUCUAAACAUGUUUUUCGAUUUGAAACUAUUUAGCAAUAAUGGGCAAAGUCUACAUUUCUCUCAGUGCUUUUAAUUCUAGCAGUAUAAAACUGUACUAUGCUGCCAAAGCCCUUAUCAACCUAAGGAAACAGCUGAUGAGAAUUGUAAAACUGCUGUAACCAUGCUACAUAGUACACUGUGAUACAACUCCUGCUGUGAUUUUUAUUAUGACCAUCUAGAGUCACUUUUUACAUCAUUGUUGUUACCUUUUUUUUCAAUGUUUUGAUAUUUUAUCAGAGAUAUCAACUUAGUUUUUAUCUCAGUCCAUAAAUAUUUGUAAAUAAUAUAGAAACUAAAAAAUAAAUGCUGUGUAUAUUUUUUUAAGAAUACAAACAUUUAACUAGGUGGGAAAGUUUUGGAAUAUUUAUACUUCAUCACAAGACCUUGUGUCUUAGUUGUGCAUAAACAAGUGCUUUAAGUGUUUGACUCUUCUCAGUAUUAAAGAUCACUUUUGCAUCAUC